AGGAUGUGGGCAGGCUCAAGGUGGAGCUGUUUGCCGACGUCGUUCCCAAGACGGCCGAGAAUUUCCGGCAAUUCUGCACGGGCGAAUUCCGGAGAGACGGAGUGCCAAUUGGUUACAAAGGGUCCACAUUCCACAGAGUCAUCAAAGACUUCAUGAUUCAGGGAGGAGAUUUUGUGAAUGGAGACGGCACCGGCCUGACGAGUAUUUACCGCGGUCCCUUCGUGGAUGAGAAUUUCAAAGUGAAACAUUCCACACCUGGGCUGUUGUCAAUGGCUAACAGCGGGCCAAACACCAAUGGUUGCCAGUUCUUCGUGACGUGUGCCAAGUGUGACUUCCUGGACGGCAAGCAUGUUGUGUUUGGCAAGGUCGUGGAUGGCCUUCUUAUAAUGCGUAAGAUUGAGAACGUUCCCACUGGACCCAACAACCGCCCAAAGCUUCCUGUGGUCGUGGCGCAGUGCGGAGAGAUGUGAAGACUUCAGCACACAGCACACACACAUAGCAUACACACAUAGCAUACACACACAGUAUACACACAGCACACACAGUAUACACACAG
Molecule: messenger RNA, 556 nt
Organism: Petromyzon marinus (sea lamprey)
Lineage: Eukaryota; Metazoa; Chordata; Hyperoartia; Petromyzontiformes; Petromyzontidae
Source: RefSeq, a predicted model, not a curated record